This is a messenger RNA of Vicia villosa (hairy vetch), 1152 nucleotides long. RefSeq lists its product as uncharacterized. Gene Ontology annotation, molecular function: nucleic acid binding; zinc ion binding. The coding region runs from base 1 to 1152 and encodes 383 amino acids. NCBI's taxonomy places the organism in Eukaryota, Viridiplantae, Streptophyta, Magnoliopsida, Fabales, Fabaceae. The record is from RefSeq and is a predicted model, not a curated record. The transcript is spliced from 3 exons.
AUGGGUGCGGGAAGGAAUGAUGACGCUAUUGCCGAGGCAUUGACGAUGUUGGCGGGUGCUAUUGGGCAAGUACCACAAGUGAAUGUUGGUAAUAGAGAAGAGGAUGAGUUUCGUAUUUUGAGAGACUUCCAAAGGAACAAUCCGCCGAUAUUUGAAGGAGAGCAUGAACCUAACAAGGCACAAGCAUGGUUGAAAGCGAUCGAGAAGAUCUUUCGAGUCAUGAAUUAUACCGAUGUGCAGAAGGUGCAGUUUGGCACUCACAUGCCAGAGAAAGAUGUUGGGGAUUGGUGGAGUAACACUGAAAACUUACUUCCGGAAGAUGUGCAUGGAAAGAAAGAGGUGGAAUUUCUGGAAUUGAAGCAAGGGAAUGGAACUGUAGCGGAGUAUGCUGCAAAUUUCCUAAAUUUGAUUAAGUAUUGUCCUCAUUACAACACUGUGAAUGCGAAAAGGUCUAAGUGUUUAAAUUUUGGGAAUGGUUUGAGGCAUGAUAUCAAGAAGGCUAUUAGUUACCAACAGAUUACUCGUUUUACGGAGUUGGUUAACAAGAAUUAUAUUUAUGAUGAGGAUAGUAGGGAGAGUUCUUCUCACUAUAAGUCUUUUAAUGAUGGGAAAGGGAAAGGACAGUAUCAUAGGAAACCUUAUGAUGAUAAGAAGAAGCAGAAAUCAGGUUAUGGCAAAAAGCCAAGCAGGGGAGGAGCUAUCACUCCAAUUAAGUGCUACAAGUGUGGUGUCGAAGGAAAUCAUGCUAAUGAAUGCAACAAGAAUUUUGGAAAGUGUUUAAAGUGUGACAAGCCUGGUCAUAAAGUUGUGGACUGUAGAGUUGGUUCGAGUGUGACUUGCUACAAUUUUUGUGAGCAAGGGCAUAUUAGUACCAAGUGUGAUAAGCCAAAGAAGGAGCAAGCGAAAGAAAAAGCGUUUGCAUUGUUUGGUUUUGAGACCAUUGUUGUUGAUAGGCUAAUCCGAGCCUUGGAAGUUCAUGAGAAGAGAACAAUUGAGGAAUUGCCAAUAGUUCGUGAUUUUGAUGAGGUAUUUCCUGAAGAUGUUAGUGAUUUACCGCCAGAUCGUGAAAUGGAGUUUAUGAUUGAUUUAGUUCCUAGAAUUAGUCUUGUAUCGAUGGCUCCAUAUCGGAUGUCAGCUUCUGAGUUGAAAUAG